AUGAUUGCAACUGAAGUUGGCGAAUCUAUUCCGCCUAAUACUAGGCAUGCUAUCUCAGUAUGCUUACCAACAUGGGAAGCAUGUGUUGGCUAUGAAGAAGGUGAUAAAGAUGUUGUAGAUAAAAUGGAAACUGGUUAUCCAAGGUUCUUUAUUCACAAGAGUAUUCAACGGUUGACUAAGGUUUUGAUUGGGAAGUAUGCUAAAGAGGGUGAGGCGUGCAUGAUAUUUCCAUCUUACCAUGUUGCAAAACGUUGUAGAGAGUUUCUGAAGAUUAAAGGAGAAUGCGCUGGUUCCACUGGCUCACCGAGAUAUAGAAUACUACAGCUAUCUACAUCGAAGCCUCAAAAUGAUGAGGAGAAGAAAUGGAAGCGGGAGUGCAAGGUUGCUGUUGUUUUUUAUCCUAAGGAGUUGUUUCCGCUAGCGAAGAAGUAUUGGCAGCAUACGGGAGAAAUUGUGUCUAGUCGGAUGGCAGAGUACGUGUUGCAAGAAUUGUUCGAGGUUGAACGUUUGAACAAGGCCAAGAACGCAACUUUGCAGGGUGAGUCAAAUCCAGCGCAAAUGGAAAGUGGGGAGCCGAUCCGCGACGAAGAAGACUUCAUAGAACAAAGAUACGGGAGAAAUCUAGACAUUUCGUUUGCAGACGAGGCCAAGCUUCUGAUAAAGAGGCGCAUUGCGAAACAGAUAGUAGACUCUGUUGGAUCUGGAGGGAAUGAGGAGACUGCAAGUGUGAAUAAUGAGACUCCAUUUAUUGAAGGAGAAGGUGAUGCUGACGUACGAGAUAUGGCACGCCAGGUUCAGCGCGAAGAGAGCAGCGCGAACUUGCAUCCAACUGAGCCCAUCGCCCACCAGGAAUUUGAACAGAUUAAUAUUGAACCUGUUGACAGCGACAAGCAUCAGUCAAUUGUUGUAGAUCCAGUUAAAGACGUUUAUUUGUUCCCCAGUGGGAUGGCUGCAAUAUUUACGGCACACAGGUUGCUAUUGCAACUAGAUUCUAACCGCGUGAAUCGUAAAAAGCAGGAAGAAGAGGGCCAUCGUAGCCCAUUCUGUUCCCAAAUGGUACCAACUCGCGAAGUUGUUGGUUACGGGCCACCUUACAAGAAGACUGUUAUGUUUGGCUUCCCUUAUACCGAUACACUUAGUAUAUUAAGGGUUUUUAACCACACCCACUUUCUGGCAAUGGGAGAUAACACGGCACUAGAUGAAUUGAAGGCGAUACUACAUGGUGGCGAGCCAAUUUUGGCAGUUUUCUUGGAGACACCGUCAAAUCCUUUGCUGAAAAUGGGUGAUUUGGUAGAGCUACGCCGAUUAGCCGACAUAUACGGCUUCUUUGUUGUUGUGGAUGACACAAUUGGAAGCUUUGUUAACGUGGAUGUUUUACCUUAUGCAGAUCUAGUUUGCAGCUCUCUGACGAAAAUAUUUAGCGGUGACUCAAACGUGAUGGCUGGCUCUAUUGUUCUGAACCCCACUUCCCGCCUAUAUUCCUUUGCGCAGCAGUUUUUCAACAGCAGCAGUUACGAAGAUCUCUUAUGGUGCGAGGACGCCAUAUACUUGGAAAGGAAUUCUAGAGAUUGUGAUAGCCGUGCGCUGAAGUUAAACUAUAACGCAGAACGUUUACUGAAAGAUACAUUAAUACCUUUCGAGGGUAAACUGUUCAAAAAGAUAUAUUAUCCAUCCUUAACUUCCGAGGAGACGAAAAGGAACUACGAUGCCGUCAAAUGCUCUCCCAAUGGCGGCUAUGGUGGGCUCUUUUCAUUAACAUUUCUGCAUGAGAAGCAGGCCAAGACUUUCUACAAUGAGCUGAAACUAAGCAAAGGCCCCUCCCUGGGAACGAACUUUACUCUAGCAUGUCCAUACACAGUGCUGGCUCACUACGCAGAGAUCGAUGAAGUUGCCAUGUAUGGCAUUGAAAAGAGCUUAGUGAGGGUUUCUGUUGGUUUAGAAGACAUUGAAUACCUGAAAAAGGCUUUCUUACACGCAGCUGAAGAAGCUCUUAAAGUAUAA
Molecule: messenger RNA, 2001 nt
Organism: Eremothecium sinecaudum
Lineage: Eukaryota; Fungi; Ascomycota; Saccharomycetes; Saccharomycetales; Saccharomycetaceae
Gene: STR2
Product: cystathionine gamma-synthase
Exons: 1
Coding region: 1-2001 (666 amino acids)
Biological process (GO): transsulfuration
Molecular function (GO): cystathionine gamma-synthase activity; pyridoxal phosphate binding
Source: RefSeq, a predicted model, not a curated record